Vitis riparia (riverbank grape) is the source of this 2542-nucleotide messenger RNA. Its product is annotated as neutral/alkaline invertase 3, chloroplastic-like. Lineage: Eukaryota; Viridiplantae; Streptophyta; Magnoliopsida; Vitales; Vitaceae. Bases 214 to 2169 code for a protein of 651 amino acids. Gene Ontology annotation, biological process: sucrose catabolic process. Gene Ontology annotation, molecular function: endo-alpha-N-acetylgalactosaminidase activity; sucrose alpha-glucosidase activity. The transcript is spliced from 7 exons. Gene Ontology annotation, cellular component: chloroplast. The record is from RefSeq and is a predicted model, not a curated record.
AAUCUGUUUUUCUAGUUUUCCCUUAAAUUUGCCUUUCAAUAGCUCAUUUCCCAUUCUGUUUGGUUCGCGGGAAAGGAAAAUCUUCGUUUUACAAGCUUCAAUCGUAUCGAUUGUCUGAGACACCUCUAUAUUAAGGUUAAAUUUGAGGUCUUGGAUUUUCUUCAUCCAUAACGAUUUUGAGUUGAAUAUAGUUCAUCUUAUUUGCAAAAUACUAUGGCAAUGGGAACUUCAGAAGCAGUUUUGCAAGUUUUUUCUGGGGCAGUACCAUGCCUUUUUGGUUCUGAUCCAUGUUUUAGCAAAUCAGACUCCAUGAGCCCUUUUAAAUCCCACAUAAAAUCUGUAAAGAAAAGGGGAUCAAGGUAUAUGCUCAAGUGUUCAUAUAUGAUACGGAGUCACAUCAUGACCCAUCGGCUUCAUGGGGUUGGUGGUGGUUUGUAUGGAAAUACAUCAAUUCACCGAUCACAGCUUCAGAGUUGCAAAUGUCAAAGAGCUGACAGUGUAAGUGGGAUAGCUUCAGAGGCUGGAAAUGGAACCUGGUUUGUGGAUAAUGCAAAGAAACGGAAUCCAAUUAAUGGUGUAAUGGAUACACCAAACGUUCUAGAGUUUCAGGAUGUUCAAGAGCUGAAACCAGAAAUGGAGGGUUCCAUUUCCAAUGGCGCAGUUGAAACAGCAAGAGAUACCUUUGUCAAGGUUAGAGUUGACUCCAUUGAGGAUGAAGCAUGGGACUUGCUGCGGGAAUCUAUGGUAUAUUAUUGUGGUAGUCCCAUAGGAACAAUUGCUGCAAAGGAUCCAACCAGUUCCAAUGUUCUGAAUUAUGAUCAAGUCUUUAUCCGUGACUUUAUACCUUCUGGUAUUGCUUUCCUUUUGAAGGGAGAAUAUGAUAUUGUUCGAAACUUCAUCCUUCACACACUUCAGUUGCAGAGCUGGGAGAAGACAAUGGACUGUCAUAGUCCUGGUCAAGGGUUGAUGCCUGCAAGUUUCAAGGUGCGCACAGUUCCCCUGGAUGGUGAUGACUCUGCAACAGAAGAGGUAUUGGAUCCUGAUUUUGGAGAAGCAGCAAUUGGCCGUGUUGCACCUGUUGACUCUGGAUUGUGGUGGAUUAUACUGUUACGCGCUUAUGGAAAAUGCUCUGGAGAUCUUUCAGUUCAGGAGAGAAUUGAUGUGCAAACUGGAAUUAAGAUGAUUCUAAGGCUUUGUCUUGCUGAUGGUUUUGAUAUGUUCCCAACUUUAUUGGUCACAGAUGGUUCUUGUAUGAUAGACCGCCGCAUGGGGAUUCAUGGCCAUCCAUUGGAAAUCCAGGCAUUAUUUUAUUCAGCAUUACUUUGUGCACGGGAGAUGCUUGCGCCAGAAGAUGGAUCCGCUGACCUUAUCCGAGCACUGAAUAAUCGUUUAGUAGCAUUGUCAUUCCAUAUCAGAGAGUAUUAUUGGAUUGAUAUGAAAAAACUAAAUGAGAUCUAUCGUUACAAAACUGAAGAGUAUUCAUAUGAUGCAGUUAACAAGUUCAACAUUUACCCAGAUCAGAUAUCCCCUUGGUUGGUGGAAUGGAUGCCUAAUAAAGGAGGCUAUUUAAUUGGGAACUUGCAACCAGCUCACAUGGAUUUCCGCUUCUUUUCUCUUGGAAACUUAUGGUCUAUCAUAAGCAGUCUUGCAACAAUGGAUCAGUCGCAUGCUAUCUUGGAUCUUGUUGAAGCCAAAUGGGGAGAUUUAGUGGCAGACAUGCCACUGAAGAUAUGUUACCCUGCUCUUGAAGGUCAGGAAUGGCAAAUUAUCACUGGUAGUGAUCCUAAGAACACGCCUUGGUCCUACCAUAAUGCAGGUUCCUGGCCAACUUUGCUCUGGCAGCUCACAGUUGCAUGCAUUAAGAUGGAUAGACCACAAAUUGCGGCAAAAGCUGUUGAAAUAGCUGAGAGACGCAUAGCACGGGACAAGUGGCCUGAAUAUUAUGAUACCAAAAAGGCAAGGUUCAUUGGGAAACAAGCACGCCUAUUCCAGACCUGGUCAAUUGCUGGAUACCUCGUGGCAAAGCUCCUCCUUUCUGACCCCACUGCGGCCAAGAUUCUGAUAACUGAAGAGGAUUCUGAACUUGUCAAUGCCUUCUCCUGCAUGAUCAGUGCCAACCCAAGAAGAAAGCGAGGUCGAAAGAGUUCAACUCAGACCUUCAUAGUAUGAGUAUUGUCUGGCAACUAAUAAUUAUUUGGAAAAAGGUAUUCGAUAUGAUGCAUGCAUGGAAAGGUUGGUAAAGUAUUCACCUGAUUUAUGAUUUAAUUAAAGUCAUUCAUUGGCAAUUAUUUGAAAUUGGGUUUAUAAAUGUAAUAAUAUUCUUUUCUCUUUUCUUUUUUCCUUUGGAUAAGCUGAAAUUUGUAAUGUAGGCUUAUCCAUUUAUUGUAUGAUAUCUGCGUUAUAAAGAUUUGUGUAUUCUGAUUUAGGACUAGAGUUUGCAUUUGAAGCCUCCUGUAAUUGUAUGGACAAUGGGGAGACUGGUCUUUGAUUUGUACUGUCUAUGUUACUAGAUCAAUGAAAUGGAAGUCACUAUUUUAGAGAA